Molecule: messenger RNA, 1092 nt
Organism: Penicillium verhagenii
Lineage: Eukaryota; Fungi; Ascomycota; Eurotiomycetes; Eurotiales; Aspergillaceae
Exons: 1
Coding region: 1-1092 (363 amino acids)
Source: RefSeq, a predicted model, not a curated record
AUGCAAAUGCAGGACUGGGCCCGUGCUUUCCCUCGGCCCCGAUACUCUCGUGUCAUGAAGCCGAGGAGCGCUGGAAAUAGCCCAUCGUCAAUCACCAGGAGGAGGACCACCGUUGCCCAGAGUGGCAUGCAGGGAGUUCCUAACCAGUAUCAAUCCUCCCUGGAAGCUGCUCUUCUUGCCUCUGCGUCUCGGAAUCCUCGCCCUAUCAGUUGGCACCCGUCGUCAGCCAGGACCAGAGGUCUCUCCAAUUCGACAUACGUUCCUGACUACACUCAAGAUAGUUAUGUCGAUAUGAACACAAUUCCCAGUCAGCCUCUCGAUGUGAAUGCACUCUCUGUCUAUGGUAGUGAGAGCAUGCUUUCAUAUCCCAUGGACACAACACUCUCGCCAGAUAGCUACAUCCCCUUCUACCUCGACACCCACGACGCCAUGCCUCUUCAACACACCAUCCCUAACUCGCAGGUCGAGUCAAUGGCAUGGGAUACUGCCUCCAACCACAUCGAUAUGUCCACCAUGUCGCAAACAACUUCUGAUGGAUGGUCACUUGACAUGUUGUCAAUGGCCAACAUCCCCCCAGCGGAAACUACCUGCCCCAGCUACGCGAGUGUGCCAUCCCCUGGAGAGCUUAGUGGCCCAUCAACUCCCGACUUCCUCCCCAUCCAGCAAUUCGAUUCGCCCGCCUCUGUUCAAGAAAAGAAGCAAGGCAAGCCUGAGGAGGAGCUGGUUGGCAUGGGACUGUACAGUCAACCGGAUGGCUCAAUGAGCCAGUCGCAGCAGGGUAUCUUGGGCAAGGGACUGAAGCUUGAGGAAACUUUUUCGCCAUCUGACGACGAAAAAGAUGAUGGAUCUGAGGAUGAGGAUGACGAUGUGAACGAACUAGAGCCUGUGCCUCAACAAAUCAUCCCGCAACAACCGGCGCCCAUGCCUCAGCAAAACGUGUCAAUGCCCAGACAGUAUGCUCAGCCAGCCUUGAACCUUCUUCACAAGUCUUUCUUCUUCGACCACGAUGAUAUGGAUCAGCAAACAAUGCCUUCUGCGCCCUUUGCUAGCCUGAAUCAAUCUUGCAUGAGUUACGGAUACGGUUGGAUUUGA